UUUUGACUAUCAAACGGAUUUGUAUAUAGUUUCAAGUUGAUCCUCGCAUAUCAGUUGAACUUUGACGGAAUCUUAUUACGUCAGGAUUCAUUCUGGUACUUUAUCAACGAAAUUCUUGGUAAUCGUCAGAAUUCACUCUGGUAUUGUGGAAAUCAGGACCAUUCGUGAGAACUUUGAAGUGAAAAAUUCGAAUAAUGCCUCUGACAAAAACAUUCUCACAAGAAGUUCAAUGUCAAUGGCACGAGGAAAACCUGAAGUAAUUCUGUUUUCGAUAAAUUUCGAGAGAAUGGCAGGGUGGUAGAUUUACGAUGGAAGGAUUCACACGUGACAAUGUUUGGUUAAAUAGGAAAGAUCUGGUGAUUGAGUUGUGGUUGCUCUGUACGAAGUAACGUGUUUUUUUCAAAUCUGUGGCAUAAUACACAGGAGAAAAUGGUGGAGAAACAAACAUUAGCUAAGACUGUUCGUCUUUUGAAAACUCCAGCAGUGGUGAUGUUUGGGAAUCCACUGCUGGAUAUUGUUGUCACUCUUCAGGAUCAGAGUAUCUUAGAAAAGUAUGAACUACCAGCGGAUGGAGAGAUUGAACUUGAAGAGGAUAAGAUUCAGGAGAUUUUGGCUGAUUUAGCAGAAUGCGAACAGAGAAUUAGUCCAGGGGGUUGUGCUCAGAACAGUGCCAGACUGCUUCAGUGGCUCUGUGGAGGUAAAAAUGUUUCACCUGUCGUUGUCUAUUGUGGAGGAUUAGGAAAGGAUUCUAGAGGUUCAACUCUACAAAAAUUAGUGAAAGAUGAUGGAAUACAAACCAGAUAUGCAAUGCAUUCAACCCUUCCCACGGGCAUAUGUAUGUCCUUGAUAUGCGAUCAAUCCCGUAGUUUGAUUGCCAACCUAGGAGCUGCCUCUCUCUACACACCGCUGGACUUGAAGCGAAGUAAUUUGCCUCUCGAUGGGCUCAAGAUAAUCUACAUCGAGGGAUUUUUCGUAACGCAUAGUUUAGAUGUUGCCAAAGAAAUUAUCGUACUUACCCAAGAGAAAUGUAAAAAUGUUGUUGUAGCCUUCAAUCUUAGUGGAGAGUAUAUAUUUAAAGAACAUCAUGCAGCCAUUUGUGAGAUGGUUGGUCUAGCCAAAAUUGUGUUUGGAAAUGCGAGAGAAAUGAAAGCUCUAGCAAAAGCUUUGAGUCUGCAGUUCGAUAAUGUCACGGACAUUCCUUUCUUAUUAAACAGCUCCAAACGAGUAACGGUCAGUGUAGCCAGUUCAAGUGCAGAAGAAGAUUGGCUAACAGACAACGAUAUAUUUGUGAUGACUCAGGGUGGAUCAGCGCCGGCAAUCGUUGUUUGGGGUGAAGGUCAUUCGUCGCAGGUUCACCCAAAGAAACCAAAGGAACCAAUAGUCGACACAACUGGAGCUGGAGAUUCCAUAGUUGCAGGAUUUUUAGCAGGUGUUUUAGCUAAGUGGGAUCCAAAAUCUUGUCUCGAGUGCGGCUGCAGGACGGCUGCCAAAAUAAUUACGAAAUUAGGGGUUAAUAUACCUUCCAACGAACCGGCUGCGAAUUUUAAUUGAUUAUGAAUUUUGCGCAAUAUUAUGAUCUUGACAUUUUGGUGGAUUAUGGUUUCUUCCGGAAGAAAGUUUCCCUUGUGUUUGGCUUUCUACUGAUUACAAAUAAAAUAUUUAUUUAAUGUUAA
Messenger RNA from Diachasmimorpha longicaudata, 1673 nucleotides. RefSeq lists its product as uncharacterized. The coding region runs from base 430 to 1551 and encodes 373 amino acids. Gene Ontology annotation, biological process: purine nucleobase metabolic process; purine ribonucleoside salvage. Gene Ontology annotation, molecular function: adenosine kinase activity. NCBI's taxonomy places the organism in Eukaryota, Metazoa, Arthropoda, Insecta, Hymenoptera, Braconidae. Gene Ontology annotation, cellular component: nucleus; cytosol. The record is from RefSeq and is a predicted model, not a curated record. The transcript has 6 exons.